This is a messenger RNA of Cryptococcus deneoformans JEC21, 2490 nucleotides long. RefSeq names its product expressed protein. Lineage: Eukaryota; Fungi; Basidiomycota; Tremellomycetes; Tremellales; Cryptococcaceae. The transcript has 4 exons. The record is from RefSeq and is a predicted model, not a curated record. The coding region runs from base 36 to 2384 and encodes 782 amino acids.
AACUGCUUCAACAAUCAUCCAGUACUAUCUACUCCAUGCCCAGCACCAUGUCCGAACAGGAUACACCCAAGGGCACAGAGAGACCGCUCACAGCUUACAACCCACCUUUACCCUCCAAUAGCACCCCGUUCAGCUUCGCCUGCCGUUGUCUGAAUGUCAAGAUUGACGGACGCGUUUCUGCUUCAGAUGAACAGAAAGUAUUGAGCAAGGGUGAAGGAGGUACUAGCGCCCAAGGAAGUGUGGAAGUCUUCCUGCCUAUAGGAUCGGAGGGAGUGAAAUUUGCGGAUUAUGUGGUUUAUGACCAAGACAUUAUAUCCUCUCGAGAGGAUAAAUCCGGUAGUGCGAUCAUUACUGAGGACUCUCCUGAACCUUCAUGGCGGAAAUGCUUCAUCUGUGGUACGAGGUGCUAUCGUGUCAAAGAUAAGGCGCAGAAGGAUCCAGCGGUUGAAGAGGAGUGGGUUACUGUAGAGUUAAACAGCGGCGUAGUGUACGGAGAAAAGCUCUCGCAAGCGCUCGGACAAGAAGGUCUCCCAUUCACUGGUCUCCUAUUCGAUCCACCAUCAGGGCAGUCCAACUUCGGCCGUCCGCCUACCAAUCCUAGCCCUUCCUCUGAUCCAGACUCCUAUCUUCCCUCUGCAACACCUUCAAUCCACUACGUUCCUACUCCUCACGAUCCAUUCUUUCUUCCUCCGCCCUUCAUCCCGUCCAACCCGCACUUGAAAGAUCUUUGUGACCAAGCAGAAGAAUACCUCAGGGAAGCUCACGGCAGGCUGGAGGAUGAAGUGCGACACUUCAUAUCACUCAAAACAUUAGAAUUACGUGAUAUGGAAGAAAAAGUGCGAGGGGAAGUGGAGUUAUUAUGGGAUAAGUACAGGAAUGGGCCGGGUAAAGAAGAGAUCAGUCGUCAGCGCAGCGCGAGUAUCAGCCGUACCAGGGAAAGCUCUUCCCGUGCUCCUGAACCGUCUAGCGUAUUCCCGCCACCCAGAAACCCUCAAUCCCAAAAAUCUUUCCAAGCCACUCCGCCGUCACCUCACGCCACUCCUAACCCUAUCAUGCAAGCCUCAAUCGCACCAGCCACUAGCGCUUUACCUAACGGGACAUCACUCCUCGCUCAUUCCUUGUCCCAAGCGUCGUUCUUCCCACAACCUGCUAUUAAUGAACUAGGAACUGAUGGGGAAGUUCCUGAGGAAAUGAGAGAUGAGAUUGACCAUACCAUCUCUGAAGUGGCUAGAACAUAUGGUAAGAAAGGGGAUAGUCGAGCGGUUGCUAUGAGCUAUAUCUUUAGCUCCUUUGCGGAGAACAUGGGAGGUGCAACUCAGGUUUCUCGUGUGAACCAGGAAGAAGCCGAGUCUCCUGAGAAUACGGGUGAGGCGCCUAACAAGGACAGCUGGAUUGACCAAGAGACUGACACAGCGAGGAUGGCAAGGCCGACUGAUCAGUUGGAUGCUGUGGUGGAGGAGGACUCUGCCGACGGAGCGACACCGCGACCCAAGCAGACAAAGCCAUUACGAGACGAUGGAAAAUCUGGGGAGAAGAGUAAGAAAGGCAAAGAGAAAGCCAAAGUUAAAUUUGAGGAGCCCGAGAAGCCAGGGAAAAGUUCUCGAAGCGCGGAUGGAGACAAGACCCCCACGAACACCUCGGAGGAAGAGGACUACGUAUUCGAUUUUGAGCUCGAGGACCGCCCUUCAGAACCUGCAGAAAUUGUACCGUUCUCUCUCCCCCAUUCCUCAGCUGGUUCACGUAACAUGCUUGAGGCCAAUCUUUCGCACACAUUCGCUGCCGACCUUCCUUCUCAUCGCGCUGCUUGGCGUCGCAUCGAACAGAACGGUUCCAUGUACGAGGCUCUUCGGCGGGAAAGGCGAUCACACCCCAAUGAUAACCUUGUGGACGAUAGCGAGUUGAGCAAGUUUGCCACUUCUGUGCCCAUCGCAAUCAAUCCUAUACGAGCAGGUCAAGCUAGUGUUCCUGUCGCAUUGGAACGUAAGACUUCGCUCACAGAUCGCCCUGGAAUAGUAGUUCCUGGCCUCGGACCGGCCAUGCGGGAGAAAGGCGUUGCGAGGAGCAAUUCACUCGGUCUGGGUUUCCCCAAAGGCGUACAGUCAUCUUCAGCGCGUGGCCGGCCGUCAGAUCAACAACGAAAGACUUCACGUUCUGCUUCAGUCUCACGCGAGCGAGAAGCAGUACAGUCUUAUGCUGCGGAUCCGGGCGCGGUAUUUGAGACAUUGGCAGAUGGUGAGGGCGAGGAAGAAGAAGAAGUGGAGAACACUACCGUGGCAGGGAAAGGAACGAUAAUGGAAAAGGGAUUCGUGCCGCCUCAUGUGUUGGCUAGGCAAGAGGAUAGCAAAAAGCUUCCUGAUGUUGGGUGGAGAAGUUUGGCGUCGUAGUGUGCAUAGAAUCUUGAAGGAGAAAGGGAAUUACAGUAAUAAGAAAACGGAAAACGCAGGCGUUGUAUAUAUGAGUGCAUAAGGUUUCCUGGCGCGAUGUACGGUA